GAGAGAGAGAGAGAGAGAGAGAGAGGUAGACAGUGAACGGUAGAGGGAGCCCGUCAGUUCGCUGGGUCGGUGCACAGAAGCGGAUCGUCAGUGAAUCAGCGGCUUGUUGUUCAGGCCCAGCUGCAGCGUCAUCAUGACUAAAGAGGAGAACCUGGAGGUGCAGGAGAAGGAGAGACACGAUCGGGAGGAGCAGGAGGAGGGAAGGUUCCAGAAAGAGGAGGAGGAGGCUCUUACCGAAGAGGAGGAGGAAGAAGAGGAGGAAGAUGGGGAGGAGGAAUAUGAGCAGGAGGGGGAGCGUGCAGAGGUGGACGAUGAUGAGGGCGACGAGCAGGAGGAGGAACAGGAGCAAAGAGAGGAGAGGGAGCAAGAGGAGGAUCCACCGGCCAGUCAGGAGCAGGAGGCCGAGCAAGAGCCCGAGCCACUGUCGGUGUCCGAGUACCAGAGUCCAGUUCACGAGCCACGCCGCCGAGCCAUGGUGCACUCCUCCGCACAGGCACCGCUGCCCACAGACUACACCUUCACCUUCUUCGACCCGAACGACCCAGCCUGUUAUGAGAUCCUCAUGGAUCCUCAGACCUCCAUCCCAGAGCUGUUCGCCAUCGUGCGUCAGUGGGUUCCUCAAGUUCAGCACAAGAUCGACAUCAUCGGCAACGAGGUUGGAUUUCACAAAUACCUCGUCCAGUAG
Molecule: messenger RNA, 685 nt
Organism: Paralichthys olivaceus (Japanese flounder)
Lineage: Eukaryota; Metazoa; Chordata; Actinopteri; Pleuronectiformes; Paralichthyidae
Source: RefSeq, a predicted model, not a curated record